This is a messenger RNA of Bacillus rossius redtenbacheri, 6215 nucleotides long. It is a transcript of the gene Sra-1, whose product is annotated as cytoplasmic FMR1-interacting protein. The record is from RefSeq and is a predicted model, not a curated record. Gene Ontology annotation, biological process: axon guidance; regulation of actin filament polymerization; cell morphogenesis. Gene Ontology annotation, cellular component: neuron projection; SCAR complex; synapse. Gene Ontology annotation, molecular function: RNA 7-methylguanosine cap binding; small GTPase binding. The transcript is spliced from 22 exons. Bases 249 to 4049 code for a protein of 1266 amino acids. Lineage: Eukaryota; Metazoa; Arthropoda; Insecta; Phasmatodea; Bacillidae.
UAUUCAGUCUAUGGUUAGAGGUGUGGUGUUUGUUGUGUUUUUAAAAUGAAGGGUUGUAAACAAUUAAUGAUAGAGUGUAUUUGAUAACAAUAAGCUGUUUAAAGCUCUUACACCGUGUUUUUAGACAACUAUAACUUAGCGAUGUAUUGGUGAUUCCAAACGCGUGCAUACAAGCUCUGUAUGAACUUCUACUUCAAGAGAAUAUAAACAGUCAUUCUUUAACAAGAAGCGGGCCAGACGAUCGGACGAUGGCGACCGAGAAGGUCACCCUGACCGACGCCCUGUCCAACGUGGACGUGCUGGACGAGCUGACCUUGCCAGACGAGCAGCCGUGCAUCGAGGCCCAGCCCUGCUCGAUCGUGUACCAAGCCAACUUCGACACUAAUUUUGAGGAUAGAAAUGGCUUCGUCACUGGCAUCGCCAAGUACAUAGAGGAAGCCACGGUUCACGCCAGUCUGAACGAGCUGCUGGAGGAGGGCCUGACGCACGCGGUGAUGCUGUACACGUGGCGCUGCUGCUCCCGUGCCAUCCCGCAGCCCAAGUCCAACGAGCAGCCCAACCGCGUCGAGAUCUACGAGAAGACGGUGGAGGUGCUGGCGCCCGAGGUGCACAAGCUGCUCGACUUCAUGUACUUCCAGAGGAAGGCGAUUGAGAGAUUUUGCGGGGAAGUGAAGCGACUCUGCCACCAAGAAAAGCGGAAAGACUUUGUCUCGGAGGCCUACUUGCUGACUCUGGGGAAGUUCAUAAACAUGUUCGCCGUGCUGGACGAGCUGAAGAACAUGAAGUCCAGCGUGAAGAAUGAUUACUCGACGUAUCGCAGGGCGGCGCAGUUCCUGAAGGUGAUGGCGGACUCGCAGACGCUGCAGGAGUCCCAGAACCUGUCCAUGUUCCUGGCCACGCAGAACAAGAUCCGGGACACGGUGAAGGAGAACCUGGAGAAGAUCCCCGGCUACGAGGAGCUGCUGGCGGACGUGGUUAACAUCUGCGUGCACAUGUUCGACACCCGGAUGUACCUGACGCCCACCGACAAGCACAUGCUGGUCAAGGUGGUGGGCUUCGGCCUGUUCCUCAUGGACAGCGACCUGUGCAACAUCAACAAGCUGGACCAGAAGAAGAAGCUGCGGCUCGACAGGAUCGACCGCAUCUUCAAGAACUUGGAGGUGGUGCCGUUGUUCGGAGACAUGCAGAUAGCCCCGUUCAACUACAUCAAGCGCUCGAAGCACUUCGACCAGUCGAAGUGGCCCCUGUCCAGCUCGACCAGCACCAGUCCCCAGGCGGACCUCAUGGUGCACCUGCCGCAGAUCCGCGAGGACCACGUCAAGUACAUCAGCGAGCUGGCCCGCUACAGCAACGAGGUGACCACGACGUACAAGGAGACCCGCACGGACGCGGAGAACAAGGACACGGCCGACCUGGCGCUGCGCGGACUGCAGCUGCUGUCGGAGUGGACGAGCGUGGUGACGGAGCUGUACUCCUGGAAGCUGCUGCACCCCACGGACCACCACCAGAACAAGGAGUGUCCGCCCGAGGCCGAGGAGUACGAGAGGGCGACGCGGUACAACUACACGGACGAGGAGAAGUUCGCCCUGAUCGAGGUGAUAGCCAUGAUCAAGGGGCUGCAGGUGCUGAUGGCGCGCAUGCAGACGGUGUUCGCGGACGCCAUCCGGCGGAACAUCUACGCCGAGCUGCAGGACUUUGUGCAGCUGGUGCUGAGGGAGCCGCUCAGGAAGGCCAUCAAGAACAAGAAGGACCUGAUCCGGAGCAUCAUAGUGUCGGUGCGGGAGACGUGCGCGGACUGGCAGCGCGGCAUGGAGCCACACGCCGACCCGGCUCUCAAGGGCAAGAAGGACCCGGACAAUGGCUUCGGCAUUAAGGUCCCGCGCAGGAACGUCGGCCCGUCGUCCACGCAGCUGUACAUGGUGCGCACCAUGCUGGAGAGCCUGAUCGCAGACAAGUCCGGGGGCAAGCGCACCUUGCGCAAGGACAUAGACGGCCAGUACCUCAUGCAGAUCGACCAGUUCCACAAGACCUCCUUCUACUGGAACUACCUGCUGGGCUUCAGCGCCUCGUUGCAGGACUGCUGUGACCUGUCGCAGCUGUGGUACCGCGAGUUCUACCUGGAGAUGACCAUGGGCCGCAGAAUACAGUUUCCUAUUGAGAUGUCGAUGCCGUGGAUUCUGACCGACCACAUUCUUCGCACCAAAGAACCCUCUAUGAUGGAGUACGUGCUGUACCCCCUGGACCUGUACAACGACAGUGCGGUGUACGCGCUCACCGUGUUCCGCAAGCAGUUCCUGUACGACGAGGUGGAGGCAGAGGUGAACCUGUGCUUCGACCAGUUUGUGUACAAGCUCAGCGAGCAGAUAUUCGGUCACUACAAGCAGCUGGCGGCCAGCAUCCUGCUGGACAAGGGCUUCCGCGUGGAGUGCGUGCGCAUGGGCACGUACUUCCUGCCCUACCCCAGGGCCAACCGCUACGAGACGCUCCUGAAGCAGCGCCACGUGCAGCUGCUGGGACGCUCCAUCGACCUCAACAAGCUCAUCACGCAGCGCAUCAACGCCGACAUGCACAAGUCCCUGGACCUGGCCAUCAGCAAGUUCGAGGCCGGAGACAUCACCGGCGUCGUGGAGCUGGACGGACUGCUGCAAGUGAACCGCCUGUGCCACAAGCUGCUGUCCAAGUACCUGGCCUUGGACGAGUACGACGCCAUGUUCCGGGAGGCCAACCACAACGUGCUGGCUCCCUACGGCCGCAUCACGCUGCACGUCUUCUGGGAGCUCAACUACGACUUCCUGCCCAACUACUGCUACAACGCCGCCACCAACAGGUUCGUGAAGUGCCGCGGCAUCAUGUUCACCCAGCCGGUGCACCGAGACAAGCCCCCCCAGAUGGGGCACCACUACCUGUGGGGCAGCAAGCAGCUGAACCUGGCCUACACCACCAUGUACAGCCAGUACACAGGCUUCGUGGGGGCACAGCACCUGCGCACCACGUGCCGCCUGCUGGGCUACCAGGGCAUCGCCGUGGUCAUGGAGGAGCUGCUGAAGGUGGUCAAGAGCCUGGUGCAGGGCAACAUCCUGCAGUUCACCAAGACCCUGAUGGAGGCCAUGCCCAAGGUGUGCAAGCUGCCUCGCUACGACUACGGCUCCCCCGGCGUGCUGGGCUACUACCACGCGCAGCUCAACGACAUAGUGCAGUACCCCGAUGCCCGCACGGAGCUGUUCCACAGCUUCCGGGAGUUCGGCAACACCAUCCUGUUCUGCCUGCUGAUGGAGCAGGCGCUGUCCCAGGAGGAGGUGUGCGACUUGCUGCACGCAGCGCCCUUCCAGAACAUCCUGCCGCGCCCCUUCUGCAAGGAUGGAGAGAAGCCCGAGGCCAAGCAGAAGCGGCUUGAAGCGAAGUACGGGUCGCUGCAGAUUGUACCGAACGUGGAGAAACUUGGAACACCAAAACAAGCGAUGAUAGCGCGGGAAGGGGACCUGCUGACCCGCGAGCGUCUGUGCUGCGGGCUGUCCAUCUUCGAGGUGGUCCUGAGCCGGCUGCGCAGCUUCCUGGACGACUCCAUCUGGGUGGGGCCGCCGCCCACCAAUGGCGUGAUGAACGUGGACGAGUGCACCGAGUUCCACCGCCUGUGGUCGGCCCUGCAGUUCGUGUACUGCAUCCCCGUCGGCGACACGGAGUUCACGGUCGAGGAGUUGUUCGGCGAGGGCCUGAACUGGGCCGGCUGCACCAUGAUCGUGCUGCUCGGCCAGCAGCGUCGCUUCGAGGCGCUCGACUUCUGCUACCACAUCCUGCGAGUGCAGCGCGUCGACGGCAAGGACGAGAACGUCAAGGGCAUCGCUCUGAAGCGGAUGGUGGACCGCAUCCGCAGGUUCCAGGUGCUCAACUCGCAGAUAUUCGCGGUGCUCAACAAGUUCCUCAAGUCGAGUGACUCGGACGUGAUGUCGGUGGAGCACGUGCGCUGCUUCCCCCCGCCCCUCCACCCCACGCUGGCCGCCCAGGCGCACUACUACCGGCCGGAGCACCUGCGCCAGACCGUGCAGCACUGAGCCCGCGAGAGAAGCCCCUAGCGUGCAAGAGGAGUCCCUAGCUUGCAAGAGGAGUCCCUAGCAUGCAAGAGGAGUCCCUAGCUUGCAAGAGGAGUCCCUAGCUUGCAAGAGGAGUCCCUAGCUUGCAAGAGGAGUCCCUAGCGUGCAAGAGGAGUCCCUAGCUUGCAGGAGGAGUCCCUAGCUUGCAAGAGGAGUCCCUGGCUUGCAAGAGGAGUCCCUAGCUUGCAGGAGGAGUCCCUAGCUUGCAGGAGGAGUCCCUAGCUUGCAAGAGGAGUCCCUAGCUUGCAAGAGGAGUCCCUAGCUUGCAAGAGGAGUCCCUAGCUUGCAAGAGGAGUCCCUAGCUUGCAAGAGGAGUCCCUAGCUUGCAGGAGGAGUCCCUAGCUUGCAAGAGGAGUCCCUAGCUUGCAGGAGGAGUCCCUAGCUUGCAAGAGGAGUCCCUAGCUUGCAAGAGGAGUCCCUAGCUUGCAAGAGGAGUCCCUAGCUUGCAGGAGGAGUCCCUAGCUUGCAAGAGGAGUCCCUAGCUUGCAAGAGGAGUCCCUAGCUUGCAAGAGGAGUCCCUAGCGUGCAAGAGGAGUCCCUAGCUUACAGGAGGAGUCCCUAGCUUGCAAGAGGAGUCCCUAGCUUGCAGGAGGAGUCCCUAGCUUGCAAGAGGAGUCCCUAGCUUUCAAGAGGAGUCCCUAGCGUGCAAGAGGAGUCCCUAGCUUGCAGGAGGAGUCCCUAGCUUGCAAGAGGAGUCCCUAGCUUGCAGGAGGAGUCCCUAGCUUGCAAGAGGAGUCCCUAGCGUGCAAGAGGAGUCCCUAGCGUGCAAGAGGAGUCCCUAGCUUGCAGGAGGAGUCCCUAGCUUGCAAGAGGAGUCCCUAGCUUGCAAGAGGAGUCCCUAGCGUGCAAGAGGAGUCCCUAGCUUGCAGGAGGAGUCCCUAGCUUGCAAGAGGAGUCCCUAGCGUGCAAGAGGAGUCCCUAGCUUGCAGGAGGAGUCCCUAGCUUGCAAGAGGAGUCCCUAGCUUGCAGGAGGAGUCCCUAGCUUGCAAGAGGAGUCCCUAGCUUGCAAGAGGAGUCCCUAGCGUGCAAGAGGAGUCCCUAGCUUGCAGGAGGAGUCCCUAGCUUGCAAGAGGAGUCCCUAGCUUGCAGGAGGAGUCCCUAGCUUGCAAGAGGAGUCCCUAGCUUGCAGGAGGAGUCCCUAGCUUGCAAGAGGAGUCCCUAGCUUGCAAGAGGAGUCCCUAGCUUGCAAGAGGAGUCCAUAACGUGCAGGUUGUGAGUGGAACAUUAAUUUAGCAUCCAGUGCAAUUUUCUAUGUAUUCUUGGCUUAUGGUAAACAUUCCAUUGUGAUGACUGAGAUCGGACUGUCAGAGCUAUGUUGUAUGCCAUAACUUGUAACGUGAGUUGUGUCAGUUUAGUAAAUAGUCUUGUUCCACUCCAAAUCAUUAAUUACAAAUGUAGUAUUUAAUGAUUCUAUUUUACUGUAAAUGUCUUCUUAGAAACAGCAAAAUAAGAUACCUAAGUAGUAGUUUUCUUAAUUUUUGUGGUUCCGUAACUUUUUCGGACAAUUGCUAUACUCUUAAUUGUCCUGCAGGCAAUUUAUUUGUAGCAGAUGGCUGUUGAUAAAUAUAAUUAUUUUGUUUCUGUUUUUUUUUUUUUAAAGGUUUCAUCCAAAGAUGUCUCAAAUUUUACAUUACCCUUAGCCCACUUCAUUCACUUAUUUUUGUACUUUGAUAAUAGUGGUAUUGCAAAUACAUAUAAGCAAUGAAAAGGAGUCAAAAGACACCCUGAAUAGUAGGGUAGUGAUAAGAAAUAUUAUCUCUUUUAUUUGUACUUGUAGUUUAGAUAAAUAACACACAUUCUCUAAUUUGCAUGAAGUGUGAUAAAAUAAUUUAAGAAAUAAAAUCACUGUAUCUGUGAAAAUAAUGGCAAUGUGUGUGAACUUGAGUCUCUGUCCAUCAAGCUGUUUGUUCAGAAGUUUCUUGGAUAAUUUUUUAUGUCACCAAGUCUCAAAUUUCUGUUUAGCGUCAUAUGUCCAUGUAUGUUGGUAGCAGUGGGGAUGUGUGGUUGCCUCUCACGCAACCAAAAACCAAUAAUUUAAGGUCUUGAUAAAUUAACACUAUACCCACUUUUUUUUAUAACUGAUGUAUAUUUGAAAUUUUUUAAAAAUAAAUCUACUCUUUGUUCAUA